CCCAAAAAUAAAAGGGCAAGGGGGGAAAGGGGGAGAGGGGAGAUUCUCGCAGAGCCCUACUUCGGCGCAUACCUAAGUCACACGGCGCGGCGAUGGGGACAGCGAUGGCAGGAAAAAAAGUUAAAACUUUGUGUAAGUGGUAUUUCAUUCACAUUCUUCAUUCUCUUCUUCUCUCUCUCCCGUUCCCUAUCCUCUUCCCCUUGCCCUCCCGCCUUGCUCCUCCUCCCGUCCCCGCGCUCUCGCCACCCUUCCGUAUUCCGUCCGGGCAAUAUUGUGGGAGGGGAGGGGGGGGGGGAGGACAGAAUAGUGGAGGCGAUGGGGUCGAGAAAGUAUGGGAGCGUCAGGAGGUAGGCUGGGGGAGACCCGAGAAGAUCAGAAAGAAAGCCAAAAAAAAAAAAAAAAAAAGGGGGGCGAUCGAUCUGUGCGUCUCCAAUGCCACCACCAACCGCCUAAGUGAAGGGAAUCUAGAAUGCGGGGAGAGCGAGAAUACAUCAUACAAAGGAAUCGAAUAGUGCGCGUAGCACCCUUGUUGUUGCUGCUCAUACCAUGAUCCGUCCUCGCGAGGAGGAAGAAAACUCGUGCCGGCAGGUCGCGUCGUUUGGUCGAGCCCAUUAAGAGGUUAAAAAGAAUUUCUUGUUCUCGAGAGCCCCCGAGUCCCCCUCCCCCCCAAAAUAAAUAAUCGGCACCCGCCGAGCUUUUCCUGCCCUU
Durotheca rogersii is the source of this 708-nucleotide messenger RNA. RefSeq lists its product as uncharacterized. The record is from RefSeq and is a predicted model, not a curated record. The transcript has a single exon. Bases 93 to 512 code for a protein of 139 amino acids. NCBI's taxonomy places the organism in Eukaryota, Fungi, Ascomycota, Sordariomycetes, Xylariales, Xylariaceae.